This is a messenger RNA of Ostertagia ostertagi, 857 nucleotides long. The record is from the annotation of a GenBank genome assembly. NCBI's taxonomy places the organism in Eukaryota, Metazoa, Nematoda, Chromadorea, Rhabditida, Trichostrongylidae.
UGGCAUAGAAAAACAACGAAAAAAAAGGAAACACCAAGAAGAGACUCCCGCGGUUGAAGAUCAGAUUGUAUCUCCUGUACAACGUAAACAGAAACGGCAGCGACAGCACUCAAGUCCAAAAAAGGAUGCGAAGGAGUCCUCUUCUGCGACCAGCUUAGAAUCGACUGCACCAAAUAAUGCGGAAGGGCCCAGUGGUGAAAGUAAGCUCACACCGGUCGAACUGAAGAAGGCGCGUCAAGAGCAUUUUAAUAAUAGGUACUGCUACGGAAAUUUCGAUCGCUAUUAUGGUGCGCGGUUAGAACCUGGCCAAAAGGAUAGCCGUUUGUCUAUACUGAAAAAGGAAUGGUUUGAGAAGAAGAGUGUUUUGGAUAUUGGCUGCAACGUGGGAUUCUUAACGUUAUCAAUUGCACGUGACUAUGGGCCUCGCCGAAUUCUGGGCAUUGACAUCGAUGACCAUCUUGUCGGCGUUGCUCGUAAGAACAUUCGUCAUUACUGUGAUCAUGAAACUGAGUUUGUUGGAAAGUUCCCUGCGUCUUUCUGCACCAACUUUGGUCCUAUCUCCAACCACACCUUGUCUUUCUCCACCAAAUUUCCGGAUAACGUUUGGUUCCGGCGGGAAAACUAUGUUCUGGAGAGUGAUGAACUUUUAGAAACGGUGGAAGAGGAGUUUGAUGUGAUUCUAGCAUUAAGCAUUACAAAAUGGAUACAUUUGAAUUUCGGCGAUGAUGGCCUCCGACGUUUUUUCCGUCGUGCCUUCAAUCAACUGCUCCCGGGCGGUAGAUUCAUUCUUGAGCCGCAGCCGUUCGCCAGCUAUAGGAAGAGAGCGAAGAUGACGGUUUGUCUUGUGUGGAUUUGUC